Erythranthe guttata (spotted monkey flower) is the source of this 2110-nucleotide messenger RNA. RefSeq names its product cysteine-rich receptor-like protein kinase 2. Gene Ontology annotation, molecular function: protein kinase activity; ATP binding. NCBI's taxonomy places the organism in Eukaryota, Viridiplantae, Streptophyta, Magnoliopsida, Lamiales, Phrymaceae. The record is from RefSeq and is a predicted model, not a curated record. Gene Ontology annotation, biological process: protein phosphorylation.
CUUCACUCAGUUGCGAAAAUAUAUACGUUGAGCUAUGUGAAAAUUAAUAAGAAUCAAAGAUGAAGAUAAUCAUGAUUAAUACUGCACUACUAAUGGCCGUGAUUCUGAUGGUGUUGCCGGAUCCAACAUGGUCCGACCCGAGAUCCAAGACCGUGAAGCUCAUCUGCGGCGAGCAAUCGGAGCACAACGCCACCCUCUACGUGCCCAACUUCGUCGCCACCAUGGAAAACAUCAGCGCCCAAAUCCGGAAUUCGGGCUUCGGGCUUUCAGUAACGGGCCCUGGCAACAUCGACACCAACUACGGUCUCGCCCAGUGCUACGGCGACCUCUCCCCGCUCGACUGCGUCCUCUGCUACGCCGAGGCCCGCACCGUCCUCCCCCAGUGCUUCCCGGCCAACGGCGGCAGGAUAUUCCUCGACGGCUGCUUCAUGCGGGCCGAGAACUACAGCUUCUUCCACGAGUACUCCGGCCCGAACGACGUCGCCGUAUGCGGGAACGAAACCCGGACGGGCCCCGCGUUUCGGGAGUCGGUCAGGCGGGCUUUGAACGACGCCGUUUUAACGGCCCCCGAAAAGAACGGGUACGGUCGGGCUGAGGUGGCGGUUUCCGGUGACGGAAACGGGUCGGCUUAUGUAUUGGCCGAUUGCUGGAGGACGCUAAACGCAAGUGCUUGUAGAAGUUGUCUGAAGAAAGCUUCUUCGUCGGUAAUGAAAUGUUUGCCUUUGUCGAACGGUCGAGCACUGAACGCCGGCUGUUUUUUGAGAUACUCCAACACUAAUUUCCUUAAUCCUAUUCCUCAAAAUCGGAAUUCAAAAGAAAGAAUAAUAGUAAUUGUGAUGGCAUGUGUUAGUGCGGCGGCAGUUUUAAUCAUAGGAGCAGUAAUUGGAGUUUAUACAUGGAAGCAGAGAAUUAUUCAAAGGAAAAGAAAAGGCUCAGAUGACACCAAAAAAUACGCGAAAACGCUAAACGACAGCAGCUUGAACUUCAAAUAUUCGACACUUGAAAAAGCCACCGCGUCCUUCGACGAAGCUAACAAGCUCGGCCGAGGCGGAUUCGGUACGGUCUACAAGGGAGUUUUGCCAGACGGAAGAGAAAUUGCGGUGAAGAGGCUUUUCUUCAACAACAAACACCGAGCAUCCGAUUUCUACAACGAAGUCAAAAUCAUAAGCUCGGUCGAACACAAAAACCUAGUUAGACUCUUGGGUUGCAGUUGCUCGGGUCCAGAAAGUCUACUCGUUUACGAGUUUUUGCCUAACACGAGCCUUGAUCGCUUCAUCUUCGAUUCGAGCAAAGGCAAAGGGUUAAACUGGGAAAAAAGAUUCGAGAUAAUAAUCGGAACAGCCGAAGGACUAGUCUACCUCCACGAAAACGGCAAUGCAAGAAUCAUCCACCGGGACAUAAAAGCAAGCAACAUAUUAUUAGACUCGAGGCUUCGUGCUAAAAUCGCCGAUUUCGGACUUGCUAGGUCGUUUCAAGAAGAUAAAAGCCACAUCAGCACCGCUAUAGCUGGAACAUUGGGAUAUAUGGCGCCUGAAUACUUAGCACACGGGCAGUUAACAGAAAAGGCAGAUGUGUACAGCUUCGGAGUACUCUUGCUCGAAAUAGUCACCGGCAGACAGAACAACAGAAGUAAUACCUCCGUGUACGCAGAAAGUUUGGUGACUAUCACAUGGAAGCGGUUCCAACAAAGGACGGUGGAAGAGAUUUUCGACUCGAACUUAGUAACGUCGCACAAUUACAAUUACAAUAUCGAGACGAGAAACGAUAUUCUACGCGUGGUGCACGUGGGACUACUGUGCACCCAAGAGAUCGCUUCGUUGAGACCGUCGAUGUCAAAGGCAUUGGAGAUGCUGGUGAAGAAGGACGAAGAUCUUCCUGCACCAACUAGUCCGCCUUUUGUGGACGAUAACACGAUGGAACUCAACGGAACGAAUGAACACCCAUCUCCGCCCCUCGAUUACGGGAAUUCUGAUUCGGCUGCCAGCAUGUCACAGAGUAUAUUCUUUCCCAGGUGACAUUUAUAUUUUCGAUUUUAAAAAAGUACCGAUCCGUUCUACUAUAUAGUAUCGGUUUCGUAAUGCAAAUAAAGACAAGAAACAGAACAACGGGC